AUGCACCACCCCACCCUCCCCGCCCUCCUCACCCUCCUCCUCACCCUCCUCCUCACCCUCCUCCUCACCCUCCUCCUCACCCUCCUCCUCACCCUCCUCCUCACCCUCCUCCUCACCCUCCUCCUCACCCUCCUCCUCACCCUCCUCCUCACCCCCCUCGCCCUCGCCGACGCCUGCGUCGAAUCCGGCCCCGCCGCCGAAGUAACCGCCGUCUCCUACUGUUGCGCCAAAGUCUCGGGCACGUGGUACCAACUCUACCCCGUUCAAGCUAUCUGCGUCAUCGCUGAGUAUCCCGGGGCAGGGGGAGGGGUGGGGGGGAGAGAGGGAGGGGUGAAGGGGCGCGAGGAGAGAGGAAGAGAUGGGGAGGAGAAGGAGAGAAGGAGAGAGAUGACGAUGAGAAAGGUGAAAAUAGGAGAGGUAACAAAGUUUCGGGGAGGAAGAGACGCGCGAUACGAUGGCAGUGGCAAGGAGACAGCGAAGUCAGAGGUGUAGUAGUACGAGGACAGACAGACAGGCAGUGGAUUGUACAUUCCCCCCCCCAAAAAAGGCAUUCGCAGUUCCAAGAACCAUUUCCUCGAAUGACCAAAUAUACCUACCCAUCCCAGUGGUCCACGCAUUUCUCCUGCUGAUCCCCUCCAAACUCCCUGUCCUCACGCAUUUCUCCGGCUGAUCACUUUCAAACCCCUUGUCCCCUGACCCACUCACUCCUGUUCCCUCAACUACAGACUUUCUAGAAUACUUGGCGCCAGCAGAGUGGAUGUUGAGUUUGGGGAUUUUAAUUUACUAUAAGAGAGCACAGCACACAUUCUCGGGGUAUUACCAUACUAUACCUUCACACCACGAGGCGGACAUCAAGGCGGACAAUUGAGUACUCCUCCGAGACUCGUCCCCCGGCUCGGCGUGAUAAGAGCCGGGAACGGCAUUAUAAGACAGGGGCAUCUCGCCGUCCUCCGCGAGGCGGGCCGCAUUUUCAGCCUGCGUGAGAAGUGUAAUCUAGACCGGUAUUCUCCGCGGCGAGGAAGGAAUUGAUUUUGAUCGUUUUUAGGCGGAGGUUUGCCGGGGGGGGGUUAAGUGGAAGGGGUGAGAUACCAGCGCUUGGGCGCGAACUGUCUUGAACCGAGCGCCUGGAGCACGUCGAUUGUGAUUCGUGUCGAUUCUAGCGUCCUAGCUCCUUGAAGCUUUGAGCUUCUUCGAACGUUGGUCUGGUGGGAAAGCCGUGCAUUUUGCGGGGGAUAAUGGCGAUGGGAAAAAAAAUAUAUUAGGGGGGGUUGAUGGAAGUAUGGAGGGGAUGGAGAUACUUCCUGAUUUGGCGGUUGAUAAUAUAAUCACUUUGUGUAGGGUAUUGGAUGCGACUUGGAGUAUAUUGGUACGCUACAAUAUUUAUUCGUAUAUAUCCUUUCAGCGGUUGUUUAUUUGGUUUUAUUGAUUGUCUAUGUUAUUGGGGUCGUAUUAAGAGUGUAUUGU
Molecule: messenger RNA, 1464 nt
Organism: Pseudogymnoascus destructans
Lineage: Eukaryota; Fungi; Ascomycota; Leotiomycetes; Thelebolales; Thelebolaceae
Exons: 2
Coding region: 1-492 (163 amino acids)
Source: RefSeq, a predicted model, not a curated record